Carassius auratus (goldfish) is the source of this 558-nucleotide messenger RNA. RefSeq names its product protein kish-A-like. NCBI's taxonomy places the organism in Eukaryota, Metazoa, Chordata, Actinopteri, Cypriniformes, Cyprinidae. Bases 103 to 321 code for a protein of 72 amino acids. The transcript has 4 exons. The record is from RefSeq and is a predicted model, not a curated record.
CUCAUCCGGCUUUUCAACGGUUCGCGCUUCCAGGCUGCCGUACCGGUGACGUAAUUUCCAUCCUACACCGGAAGUGUGAGUUGGCUGGUUGGGGAUAUCGAAAUGUCUGCCAUAUUUAAUUUCCAGAGUCUGUUGACGGUCAUCUUACUGCUCAUCUGCACCUGCACGUAUAUACGAGCUCUCACUCCCAACCUGCUGGAUAAGAACAAAACAGGAUUCCUUGGAAUUUUCUGGAAAUGUGCAAGAAUAGGUGAGCGCAAAAGCCCUUACGUGGCGUGUUGCUGCAUCAUCAUGGCCUUCACGAUUUUAUUUUCGGAGUAGCAGCAGAAGAAUGUAGAUUUGGAGCAGCUACAAGAUUCUACAGCAGGGAACAAGAUGUGUAAUUGGGCGACAUUCAGACUCUCUCGGGCAGAACUGGCUUCUGGUGAUGCAUGUGGAGUGCUCUCCGAAUACAGCUUGAGCAUUUCUCAGCCUUCCAGACCUAUUUUUGUAAAUACAAUUAACUGUUGGUCUCCAUGGUAUUGCUCCAGUUGUCAUUGGACCCAUGCACCCAAAGCU